Bipolaris sorokiniana ND90Pr is the source of this 827-nucleotide messenger RNA. RefSeq lists its product as uncharacterized. The record is from RefSeq and is a predicted model, not a curated record. The transcript has a single exon. Lineage: Eukaryota; Fungi; Ascomycota; Dothideomycetes; Pleosporales; Pleosporaceae. Bases 96 to 602 code for a protein of 168 amino acids.
UUCAGUGGCUCACAAACGCCAAACCGAACCACAACUAUCCUUGGAUCCCCAAGCUUUCUGGAUCAGCACGCGUACUACAGUGUGAUUAUGAUUUCAUGAACCAAGUCAUAAUCUACCGACACGUCACGGACGACAUCCCCAUGCAUCCUGGCACUUCGCUCUCUGCUGAAGGGAUCAGGGCUAUCAUGAACAAGCCGGAAUAUGGUCUUGCUCAUGUUGGAGGAACCUUCGGCGACUUUGGCAACUCUUCUGUUGGAGGACGCAAAAUUUGUGACAACUGCUACCUGUUACCUGGUACAAGAUAUGCAAGAGGGAUUGCCGAAAAGGGGUGCAUUCCACACGAACAGAACAAUAGAGUUUGUACGAACUGCUUGGCGUUUGGUCGUCCGUAUUGCUCAUGGACAGCUGAUCUCUCUGCCGAUAGUCAGCCUAUGAUCGAAAAGUUUCGAUAUUUGCUGGGCUAUCUGCCCAUCAAGGAUGUUUCUUCAAGCAUGCAGGGAUUUACUCAGCAAUUCAUCAGCCUUCCCGACGAGCCUAUGUUAGAAGAUGACGGCAGCGAGGGUGGCAAUGUUGAGGAUGAGAAUGGGAGAGAUGAUGAGUAGAGUUAAAUUCCCUUGCGUUCUAGGUUUCAUGGGGAUCAUGCUUUGUCAGAGUGUUCCUUGCAGGAUGUUCUCAUCCGCAUGUCGGGUGGGUCCGGGGGUUUCUUUUUCUUUCAUCUUCUCCUUUUCUGAAUAUCUUUUAUAUAAUGAUUUUCAAACACUUCCCUGGAAUGCGGCCUAGAUUCAGUCUUUAUUAAGAAUGAAACAAUUGCGCUCUAUCAAAAAUGG